ACAUAAUUUCUUAACAUUUUAGACGCUAGAAGUUUAACAUGAGGCGAAGCUUGGCGCCGAGCCAGAUCGGCGCUGGAGACAGCGUUUUCAAGAGCCCCUUACUUGAUAAGAACAAACGAAAAAAGCGGGAGUGUGUACGAAUUUCUCUUGCUCAAAAAUCUCCAUCCCAAGCGAUGUCAACGUCUGACCACGAGAAUCUGAUCAAACAAAUACUGAGUAAACCCUUCAAAGUACCUAUUCCGAACUACAUAUCAUCAUAUUGCAGCAAAAGUUUGGGACUAAAGCGAACGCAGGUUAGGCGCGCCUUACACGACGCGGAUGAGCCGAAUGCUCUUGUUUUAUUCCGUCCACCGUAUAUUCCAGAAUAUGAAAAGAUGAAAAUGAACCCGAAUGAUAUAAAAGUGGCUGUAGUAGUCGACCCAGUGCUGGGAAACAUUCUUAGACCUCAUCAAAGAGAAGGCGUUAAGUUCAUGUACGAUUGUGUAACUGGAGCUCAGAUUGAAAACGCGUACGGGUGUAUUAUGGCUGAUGAAAUGGGUUUAGGAAAGACUUUGCAGUGUAUAACACUGUUGUGGACUCUUUUGCGGCAAAGUCCAGAUUGUAAGCCCACUAUUUGCAAAGCAAUUAUUGUAUGCCCUAGUAGUUUGGUUAAAAACUGGUACAAUGAGAUUGGGAAAUGGCUUGGACAGAGAAUAAAUGCUCUUCCAAUGGACGGAGGAUCUAAAGCAGAUAUUACAUUGAAAUUGAAGCAAUUCAUGAAUACUUAUUCCGUGACUAGGGUUGCCACACCUGUCUUGAUCAUUUCUUACGAAACAUUCAGGAUUUACGCCAACAUUUUGCACUCGUCUGAGGUUGGUUUGGUGCUUUGCGAUGAGGGCCACAGAUUGAAGAACAGUGAGAACCAAACAUAUCAGGCUUUAAUGGGCUUGAAAGCAAAAAGGAGGAUAUUGAUCUCAGGCACACCAAUUCAAAAUGAUCUGACAGAAUACUUCAGCUUGGUACAUUUUGUCAAUGAAGGCAUACUUGGAACAGCUGCUGAGUUCAAAAAGAAAUAUGAAAAUCCUAUCUUGAGAGGUCAGGAUGCACUGGCUACACAGCAAGAAAGAGAAAAAGCACAGGAAUGCCUUCAAACAUUAACUUCGAUUGUCAAUAAAUGCAUGAUCAGAAGGACAAGCAGCUUACUUACUAAAUACUUGCCAGUUAAGUUUGAACAGGUCAUUUGCGUUAAAAUGACUCCCCUCCAAACACAGAUCUACAAGAAUUUCAUCAACUCAGAUGCUAUUAGAAAUAAAUUCACUGGUACUGGAGAUAAAAACACACUCAGUGCUUUAUCAAGCAUCACAACCCUGAAGAAACUAUGCAACCAUCCAGAUUUGGUGUAUGAUAAGAUUAUGGAAGGCUCAGAAGGCUUUGAGAAGGCCAGAAGCCUUCUACCAGCUAAUUAUGACAUUAAAGAUGUGAAACCAGAAUUCUCUGGCAAGUUGAUGAUUUUAGAUUGCAUAUUGGCUAAUUUGAAGACCAAUACAGAUGAUAAAAUUGUUCUUGUGUCGAACUACACUCAAACUUUGGAUUUGUUUGAAAAACUUUGUCGUAAACGAUGCUACCAGUAUGUGAGGCUUGACGGUUCGAUGACGAUUAAAAAACGCGCCAAAGUAGUUGAGAGUUUCAACAAUAAAGACUCAAAAGAAUGGAUCUUCAUGCUAAGUUCUAAAGCUGGAGGAUGUGGGUUAAACCUCAUUGGAGCCAAUCGUCUGAUUAUGUUUGACCCAGAUUGGAAUCCUGCUAAUGAUGAUCAAGCUAUGGCUCGCGUUUGGCGUGAUGGUCAGAAGAAGCCUUGCUAUAUCUACAGGUUACUAGCAACAGGAACAAUAGAAGAAAAAAUUUUCCAGCGUCAGGCACAUAAGAAAGCGUUAAGUGACACAGUAGUUGACCAAAAUGAAGAAUCAUUACGUCACUUCACAUCAGAAGAUCUGAAGGACUUGUUCCGUUUAGAAGAAAACACUUUAUCAGACACUCACAGCAAAUUUAAGUGCAAGAGGUGCAUUAAUAAUAUUCAAGUGACACUCCCUCCAGAGAACUCCGAUUGUACUUCAGACUUGUCAAACUGGUACCACUGUGCUGACAAAAAGAAUUUGGCAGAUUUGGUCUUGAAGCAAUGUUGGGACUUGGCUAAGAGUAUAUCUUUUGUCUUCCACCACCGAUCUGCUCAGGUUGUUGCUGAUAAAACAGAUAAGGAAGAGGAUAAGGAGAAUGUCCAGGUAAGGAAAAGAAGGAAGAUUGAAGUUGAUGAGGACUAUUCAGAACCUGAUGAUAGUGCUGAUGAAGAUUAUGAAUAAUUCAGUUUUUCAGUUUGUUGAAACUAUGAAAAAUUAACUUAAUUUUAUAGUUGCUAAUAAUUAUGUUUCUGAAAGAAAAUUAUCAUUAUGCAAUUAUGUUGUGAUUUGCUGGUCAAAUAUUAGACAGUAUUCAAUAAAGCAAUGAAGAAGAGAUGUGAAACAAUAAAACCAAAAUGUAAAUAACAAAAAAAUAUAUUCAUUAACAAAUAUAUUAAAGAUUUUUCUCACAAGCACCCUUAUACAUUUACUACACAAAUACACAAGAGGAUGCUAAGAAUCCUGGAGCUCUGGUGGCACGAGCACUGGGAUCUUGCACUCUAGUCACUACAACCUGGAAUUGUGCUUAAAAAUUAGACUAGACUUACAAAUCGAGUGUCUGGUGGUAAGCGACAUGCCUGCUCAUAAUAGUCGCAGGGCUUUAAUGGGUUUUAUUUUAUCGUUCAACGACUCGUGUCUAGCUGCCCACUAGAUCGUGACGACAGUUUAUCGGUUCACGGCAACCGCUUUGUCGUUUGCACAACAGAUUCGUUUGAUGUUGCGAUUAUCUGUCGUCACAUUUUUAUCGUGAAGCUUUAUCGUCUGACGACUGUCGUUCUAGCUCUUCCCAUUGUCACGAUAGUGUCGCCGUAACGUCAAAAA
Molecule: messenger RNA, 2975 nt
Organism: Hyposmocoma kahamanoa
Lineage: Eukaryota; Metazoa; Arthropoda; Insecta; Lepidoptera; Cosmopterigidae
Gene: okr
Product: DNA repair and recombination protein RAD54-like
Exons: 1
Coding region: 39-2336 (765 amino acids)
Biological process (GO): reciprocal meiotic recombination; double-strand break repair via synthesis-dependent strand annealing
Cellular component (GO): nucleus
Molecular function (GO): ATP-dependent chromatin remodeler activity; ATP binding; DNA translocase activity
Source: RefSeq, a predicted model, not a curated record